Messenger RNA from Manduca sexta (tobacco hornworm), 726 nucleotides. RefSeq names its product glutamate receptor 3-like. NCBI's taxonomy places the organism in Eukaryota, Metazoa, Arthropoda, Insecta, Lepidoptera, Sphingidae. The record is from RefSeq and is a predicted model, not a curated record. Gene Ontology annotation, cellular component: membrane. Gene Ontology annotation, molecular function: ligand-gated monoatomic ion channel activity.
GUCGUAUCAUGGAGUGGGUGUUCUUCACGGCCCUGAUGGCGCUAUACGCGGCGUACUCUGCCAACAUCGUGGUGUUGCUGCAGGCGCCUUCCAACUCAUCAAGAACCUGGCCCAGCUCGCCGACUCCAAAGGUCACGCUCGCCGCCAACGACGUCGAUUACAAUAGAUUCGUAUUUAACGAUAACAGAGAUCAGCUGCACAUUUCAGUUCAUAAUACAAUUUCUCCAGAGAAUGGUAAACCACACUUCUACGAUAUAUUCGAUGGUGUCGAGAGAAUCAGGAAGGGUCUCUUCGCGUUCCACUCGAUCGUGGAGCCGGUGUACCGUCGGAUCGAACAGACGUUUCUGGAAAGUGAAAAAUGCGACCUCACCGAAGUCGACUUCAUUAACAGUCUGGACGCAUUCACGCCUGUCAAGAAAGACUCUCCUUACCUGGAAUUGUUGAGAGUCGUCUACAAACAAAUUCGUGAAUCCGGUCUCCAAGCCGCUUUGAACAAACGGUAUCAAGUCCCGAAGCCUAAAUGCCUGAACAAGAUCGCAGCGUUUAGCAGCGUCGGCCUCGCUGGACAUACAGCCAGUGUUGAUCCUAAUGCUGUAUGGCGUCGCGCUGUCAGUCGCUAUUGCUGUCUGCGAAAUUAUCGUCUUUAAAAUAGCCAACUGCUGCAGCAAGAAAAAGAAAAUUAAAAUUGUACACUUCAAGAAUUAAAAAUUAAUUAAACUCCGUGAA